This is a messenger RNA of Cannabis sativa, 1011 nucleotides long. RefSeq lists its product as uncharacterized. Bases 1 to 1011 code for a protein of 336 amino acids. NCBI's taxonomy places the organism in Eukaryota, Viridiplantae, Streptophyta, Magnoliopsida, Rosales, Cannabaceae. The transcript has 2 exons. The record is from RefSeq and is a predicted model, not a curated record.
AUGGUUGAAAAUCCAGAAAAUGUUAACACCCCACAUGAGGAAACCAAUCAUCGUUCAGGGAAAGAGCCCAUGGGCUCCAAAAUAUCUACCAACCCGCAAUCCAGAAGGACCACCUGUUCUAGGAGGGCUCAACCUGAGAGUGGUCACAGUGCACGGACCACACGUUCUCGAAGAACUCGAUCAAACGUUGGUCCUAGUAUGCGGACAACACGCUUGAGGAGAACUCAGCGUGGGAAUGGUCAGAACCACGGGACGAGGGAUGAAGAGCUCAAUCAUGGAGGUGCCCAAUCUGUGGGAGAAGUAGCUUAUGAAAUGGAAAACCGCCGCCUGAGACGUCGUCUGGGAAAGGCACAUCGAAACGCUGAGUUAGAGCGUGAUGCAGCCUCGACUAGGGCGGCACAGGGGACGAAUGCUCAAAAUCAACCUGAACCUGGAAGGUCACCUGCUAGAAAUCACCAACGUUCUUACCAAACCCAUAGAGCGAGGAAUCGUACAAACCCUGAUGGGGGAAAUACGACAAACCGCUCUUGGGACGAAAGAACAGAGCUUGAAGAAGCAAGUGUGACUUCGAGGCGGUCAAGAAUCCAUAGUCGAUCAACUCGAAGAGGAGAAAGUACUCAACGAACUAAUGAUCGAGAAAGUAUGGGAACCAGUAAAUCUGUGAGCCACUUAAAGACAAAGUCUAUGAGUAGGACGCGAUCUGUGAGUAAGACAAGAUCUGUCAGUAAUUACUCCCAACCGGAUCUGCAAGAGCACUUGAAUCAGAAGAAACCUGAACUUCACCAACAGCUUGGUCCAAAGCUAGAGGAUCCAAUCCAAUUGCGGAUAAAUAAACUGGAGGACAAGUUCAAGAGAUAUCAAGUGGGGGAAUUAGGGAAAUUAUCUGGAUACGACUCUGACGAGGAGCUUGAGCCGUGUCAUCCAAACAUAAUGAAUACCCAUUUUCCUUUGGGAUUCAAGAACCCGCAUGUCUCGUCAUAUGGCAGAACCCUAAUCCGGUCUCGCAUUUGA